Chinchilla lanigera (long-tailed chinchilla) is the source of this 936-nucleotide messenger RNA. Its product is annotated as olfactory receptor 2G3-like. The transcript has a single exon. Gene Ontology annotation, molecular function: olfactory receptor activity; G protein-coupled receptor activity. Gene Ontology annotation, cellular component: membrane. The record is from RefSeq and is a predicted model, not a curated record. Gene Ontology annotation, biological process: G protein-coupled receptor signaling pathway. Lineage: Eukaryota; Metazoa; Chordata; Mammalia; Rodentia; Chinchillidae. Bases 1 to 936 code for a protein of 311 amino acids.
AUGGAUAAAUGGAAAACAAACUCUACCGUGACUGAAUUCUUGUUCCUAGGGCUUUCCUCUGAGCCUGAGACACAGCUCAUUCUUUUCGUUCUAUUCCUGUUCUUCUAUUUAUUAACGGUGGCUGGGAAUGUCAUUAUCAUCACUGUUAUCCGGAUAGAGCCUCGUCUCCAAACCCCCAUGUACUUCUUCCUCACUAACUUGUCCUUUCUGGAUAUUUGCUACACCUCCACCAAUGUCCCACAAAUGCUCUCCAACAUCGGGGGGAGAAGGAAGACCAUCCCCUUCUCCAGCUGUGCUACUCAGAUGUACUUCUCUCUCGCCUUUGGGAUGAUUGAAUGUGUCCUUCUGGGUGUCAUGGCUUAUGACCGCUACGUAGCCAUCUGCCACCCUCUUCACUACACUGUCAUUAUGGACCGAAACACCUGUGUCCACCUGGCAGCCGUUUCCUGGUUUACCAGCUUCCUGAGUUCCAUGGUCAUCAAUGCCCUCACCUUGAGCUUGCCCUUCUGCGGGCCCAAUGUCCUGAAUCACUUUUUCUGUGAGGUGCCCUCUGUGCUGAGGCUGGCUUGCACUGACACUUCCCUUACAGAACUGGUUGUUUUCGUCUUCAGUAUCGUCAUUGUCUUUGUCCCUUUUCUCCUCAUUGUUGUUUCCUACGCCCGGAUUCUUCUAUCUGUCUUGAGGAUGCACUCGGCCUCCGGGAGGCACAAGGCACUGUCCACCUGUGCUUCCCACCUGACAGUGGUGGCGCUGUUCUAUGGCACAGCCAUCUUCAUGUACAUGAGACCCCAGUCCAAGUCCUCCCGGGCUGGGGGAAAGGUCAUUGCCGUGUUCUACACUGUGGUCACACCCAUGCUUAACCCUUUGAUCUACAGCCUGAGGAACCAGGAUGUGAAAAGAGCUCUGAAGAGAGCUCUUGUAGAACAGAGAGUGUGA